ACUGCUUCAUCAGGUUUCGUGCGCUCAUCUCAUAGACAGGAGACUCCCUCAGAGGGCCGAUGAAACGAAUAUAGCACCCAUCAAGCAUAGCUCAUGAAAAACCCGUCCGACCCUGGACGCCCAUCGAGACGACCACGCGCUGCCUUAUCUCUGACUCCCUCCUAGAGGUAUGGAACUUCUCCGGCUCCGAAAUGUUUCGGGCCUGAGUGGUUCUAUCGAGAGAUUGAUGAAUGCGUCGAGAUGGAUCCUUUCAAGUCGCCGCUCCUCGAGACAAAUGUCAAACACCGUGAAUCGUAUGGCGAUUCACGUCGAAUCGAGAGAGAUACGGAUACCUGUCUGCCACGGGAAUCUUGCCGCGAAAGUUUGGGGUGAUCCAGAGAAGUCUCAUCCAAGUCGUCGGAUAAUAGCCGUCCAUGGCUGGCAAGAUAACGCAAAUUCUUUCGACCCCCUGAUGCUCGAUGCAAAGAACGGUCUUCAUCGAUUCCUCAAGGAAGGCGUAUGCGUGACCUCCCUCGAUUUUUCUGGUCAUGGACUGUCUUCACAUUUACCACCCGGCUCAAUAUACUCUCAGCACACGUACGCCAUUGACAUAUUGACGACAGCGAAGUUCCUAGAAUGGAACGAGUUCUCGUUACUAGGACAUUCCAUGGGUGGUGGCAUGGGAUUCUAUACGGCGUUUCUCCAUCCGGAAAGGGUCCGGAAACUGGCUGCGUUGGACGCCACUUUCCCCUACUGGCAUCCCACCUACUCAUUCGAAAUGACGAUCGAGAGCUCCCAUUCCUUAUUCGAGAAGUUUGCCUCUGAGUAUCUCGAAAUGGGUCUCCCCAAACCGAAAGAAUACACGAUGGAAGAAUAUUUCCAAGCGGUAUGA
Galendromus occidentalis (western predatory mite) is the source of this 871-nucleotide messenger RNA. RefSeq names its product serine hydrolase-like protein. The transcript is spliced from 6 exons. Gene Ontology annotation, cellular component: membrane. NCBI's taxonomy places the organism in Eukaryota, Metazoa, Arthropoda, Arachnida, Mesostigmata, Phytoseiidae. The record is from RefSeq and is a predicted model, not a curated record. The coding region runs from base 170 to 871 and encodes 233 amino acids.